This is a messenger RNA of Anopheles stephensi (Asian malaria mosquito), 3375 nucleotides long. It is a transcript of the gene Lac, whose product is annotated as lachesin. Gene Ontology annotation, cellular component: neuron projection. The transcript has 2 exons. NCBI's taxonomy places the organism in Eukaryota, Metazoa, Arthropoda, Insecta, Diptera, Culicidae. The coding region runs from base 680 to 1834 and encodes 384 amino acids. The record is from RefSeq and is a predicted model, not a curated record.
CGACGCUUCAUUCAAUGCGUGCUCGCUGUCCCGUUCGGUUGUGUGUGCGCGGUGCCCGUUAGUACAGUGGUGUUGGUGCGUACAGUCGGAAGAGAGCUUUCGCAGCUUCGAUCAGUGUUAAACCGUCGCCGUUUCAAACGCGUUCCAGAGAGCGUUCAAUGCGCGCGUACAGCGAAAGACCUGUGCCUGGCUGUGUGUGAGAAGAAACAGAGAGUUGCAUGCAUACCUGUGUUCGCCGUUACUGUGUAAGCACGUCCGUCUCGUAGUGUCCCGUCGUCGUCGUUGUCUUCGGUUUGGGGUGUGGUGCGCGUUUGGCGUUUAACUUUAAAACACAGCGUUCUGGUGGCGUUUGGCCCAAACAAAGCUUUCACGCUACCUACGCAUUAUACCUGUGCAAGUGUCGACGGUGAAUUGUGCAAUUGUGAUAGAAAAGAGUGAUUUUCUCCAGAGAGAAAGAACAUCUAGUUCGGUGGGUGACGUGUUCAACAUUCGGUUGUAUCCGCGUUCCCUUCUUUCCUCGAUCGUUCGUGUCCGCGCACCGCCGCUCGCGCGAUCAUCCACUCCGUCCAUCUUGCCCUCAUUUCACGUGGUAGCGCGUGUGCUUUCGGGGUGUGUUAGCAGGCAAUCCAUCAUUACUUAACGCACACACACGCUCUCACACGCACACACAAACAGCAGUAUGCGAAAGCCAAGAAGCAACUCGAUGAUGCUCACCAGCAGCAUCAACCUGUCGACGAUGCUUGGGAUGGGCGUGCUGCUGCUCGCGAUCGGUGGCCUGAUCGGUCCCGCCAGCGGACAGCGCACACCAACCAUCUCCUACAUCACGCAGGAGCAGAUCAAGGACAUUGGCGGUACGGUCGAGAUGGAAUGUGCAGUUCUGUACGCCAGCGACUACUCCGUGCACUGGGUCAAGUCGAGCAACGACCGCUCGGACGUGGUGUUUCUGUCCACGGGCAGUUCGCUUGUGCUGAAAGAUUCGCGCUUCUCGCUUCGGUACGAUCUGUCCUCCACGACCUACACGCUCCAGAUCAAGGACAUCCAGGAGACGGACGCCGGCAUCUACCAGUGUCAGGUGGUGCUGUCGGUGACGAACAAAAUCUCGGCCGAGGUCGCACUGAACGUUCGCCGACCGCCGAUCAUCUCCGACAACUCCACCCAAUCGCUGGUGGUGUCCGAGGGCCAGCCGGCCCAGAUGGAAUGUUACGCUUCCGGUUACCCGGUGCCACAGAUUACCUGGCGCCGUGAGAACAACGCCAUUCUGCCGACAGGUGGUGCAACGUAUUCCGGCAACGUGCUAAACAUGCACUCGGUGCACAAGGGAGAUCGGGGCACGUACUACUGUGUGGCGGACAACGGUGUUAGUCGGGGCGACCGGCGUAACGUCAAUCUGGAGGUAGAGUUUGCCCCGGUAGUGACCGUACCGAGACCGCGCGUCGAGCAAGCCCUGCAGUACGAUAUGGAUCUGGAGUGUCACAUCGAAGCGUACCCACCGCCGGCCAUCCGCUGGCUGAAGGAUAGUGUGCAGCUGUCCAGCAACCAGCACUACCAGCUGUCACAGUUUGCCACCGCGGACGAGUUUACCGAUUCGACGCUGCGUGUCAUUACGGCGGAAAAGCGCCAGUAUGGGGAGUACAUCUGCCAGGCGUCGAACAAGCUGGGCGAGGCGGAGGGCCGCGUCGAGUUUACCGAGUCCGUUAUUCCCGUGUGUCCGCCGGCAUGCGGGCAGGCGCGUUACGGUGGCGGUGCCAGUGCAAUUUCCGUCUCGAGCGUACUGAUGGCGGUGGCCACCGUGCUGACGAUGGUGGCAAUUGCACAGUACGUGAAGCGUGCGUAAGGUCAAACACACACGCACACCCACAAACACAUGGACACAUUCCAGACCGUUUCUACCGGAACCAGCACACCGGAGUCGAACCAAACAGAAGAGCAAAGAAGCGAAGCAUCACUCACACACACACAAUCAGCAGGAACUUUGUCUUCGAGCAGUCAAAUGCAAUCAAUAUUUGAUGGAUUCAGCACUCAGGACGAUCGUUUUUUUUUUCUCAUCAGACUGAUCGGUAGGAACACCAUAUCCAGGCAAACCAUGAAAACAGUAUACAAUCAUUUAUACAACAGACAAACACGCACCAUUGCGCGAGAAACAGAUAAGGAACAAAGUGUAAAAGAGUAACAUUAGAUAGCGGAGCUUGGAUAAAGGUGAAUUUUAGGAUUUUACAAUUGACACCAAUUACUACCUAAAAUAGUGCCUAAAUUUAAUCUCUUUCGAACAAUCUUCGUCAAACAUACCUGGGACACUUUCUUAUACAGAAGCGUUGAGAACCAGCAGGAACCACGUUCAAACAUAUCGACUGAAGACAAAACAAAACAAGCACAGAUAAAAGAGAAGAAGAAUUAGCUUUUUUUUGCCUCCCGUGUCCCGAUUUUCUUUUGUGGAAAAUGGGAUAAAAUCCUGCUGACAAGCUGCACACGAUAAUGAUAAGCUUUAGAAGAUGGUUUUUUGAACGGAAGGAAACGCUAGUGGUUUUAUGGUGCUUUCGAGCAUGUCCAAAAUCGGUAGUUGAAGCAGAAACGUAUUACAUGCAUAAUUGAUUCCCUCCAAGGUAUCUGUGAGAAUGAUAGCUCUUGUAGGUGUAGGCCAAGGGAUGAUUGAUCCAGCUAGCUUUUCCCUCUUCUGAGACAUGCCUUUAUGCGAUCGAAGAGGAAGGCAAAGAAAACGAAUGCGUUUCGUUUGGAAUUUAGUGCUAAGAACUUUUUUUAAUUCGAAUCGAAAAAUGCGUGUUAAAUGGAAAACAAAGGAAGGACGCCUCGUCUCCGCUGGUAGGCUUUUAAAUUCGUGUACAUCUUGAAAAUUUUCCAUCAAAUACAACACACAUAUAAAGGAAACACAACAUUCGUGCACUGCGCCUGGGCCCCCCCUUCCGGCUCAUAUUAGCUGAAAAAGAAAACUAAGCGAUAGUGUGCUAUACAAUACAAUUUUCUAGCGUAUUUUAAUUUGCCUUUUCGGUUUCGUGUAAGUGUAUGCAGCAAACGAAAGCAAACAAAACGGCCUGACAAGUUGCGCGUAACGAAGUGCGCAAAGCGCUAAAAGACAAACGCUUAAGCAAUUUUGGUUUAGUUGCCGCUUUUGCCGCGUGUGUUCUAAUGGGAAGUAUUUUGCAGUAGCAUUUUUUUAGUAUGAUUUUUCUUUUGUAGUAGUAUCGACGGUAAGAAAGGACGAAAAGCGCGCUAGGGAACCUCUUAGGGUAUGUGGGGGUAGAGCUAAUAGAGAAAGCGCGUGGGCGAGACCGAUGUAAUAAUGAGUGUAAUGCGCGUCAAGCAAAACGAUAAACGAAGAGAGCAAAUAAAAGCGUUUUAAGUUAGAUUUUAAUUAUAAAA